CGCGGUACUUCCGUAAAUACACGCAUCAGGUUGUAUGGAUUCAUCUAGAACAGCAACCAUCUGAAUACUCUUGUUCAUAUUUGCCAAAUUUUAACUGAAUGAAAAUAAAGUUUAGGAGCGCGUUCGUUCAUAUACCAGACUUUUUGAUUAAAGCAAAGGAUGUCCAAGGAAUCCAAUGAGUCCUCUAAGGAGGACCUGGACAAGGAUGAAAUGGAGAAUUCUGCACAACCAUCAGAAGAGAUGAUCCGGAAGAGAAUGAGAAGAAAUACUCCCAGUCCUCAUAGACUCACACCACAGUCCAGUCCACCCAAAUUUGUCUCAGUGGAGGAACUUAUGGAGACAGCCAAAGGAGUCACCAAUAUGGCACUGGCCCACGAAAUAGUAACAAACAGCUCUUUUGAAGUGAAGCCUUUUGAGCCUGAAGAAGGAAGUUUGGAGAAGUGGGUCAAAGACAUAAUGCACAAAGCAUUCUGGGAUUGCCUUGAGGCACAACUGAAUGAGAAUCCACCAUCAUACAGUCAUGCUAUCAGACUGGUUGGAGAAAUUAAAGAGACCCUUCUGUCUUGUCUCUUGCCAAGCCAUAGUCGACUGAGAGGUCAAAUUGAGGAAGUUCUGGAUCUCUCAUUGAUCCAGCAAGAGGCUGAAAACGGUGCUCUAGACAUCAGUAAAGUGGCCCUGUUUAUUAUCGACAUGAUGGCCACCUUUUGCGCACCCUGUCGUGACGAGGAGGUCAAACGGCUUCGCGAAAUCACUGACGUAGUCCCCCUUUUUAAGUCUAUAUUUGCAGUGCUGGACAAGAUGAAGAUUGACAUGGCCAACUUUACUGUCGGCAGUCUGCGACCUCACCUUUUGCAGCAGUCGGUGGAAUAUGAGAGAAAGAAAUUUCAAGAGUUCCUAGAAAAACAACCCAAUGCUUUGGAUUUCACAAAGAAAUGGCUUCAGAGCACAGCAGAUUAUGUAACUAGUGGACAGGUGGAGGGUGGGGCAACAAGCACACCUAAUUCUGCCCAACUCCCUCUCACUGUGCACAAUCACGCUUAUCUACGCCUUUUGAAAUGGGACUAUGAUACAGAGUCAUUUCCUGAGACGGUUCUCAUGGAUCAGUGCCGAUUUCAGGAGAUGCAACUGGAACUUGAGCAGCUGGCACUGGUGGCAUCGGUACUCCUCAUAGUGUAUAACAGUGCUGGGGAGGCCAUUUCUGGACUUCCAGGCCUCAUGGACCGAUUAAAGAAAACCAUUAAGAUACUAGUAGCAGAAAUGCACACGCCGUCCUUCAAAGAUGAUGAAGCCUUUGCCACCAUUGGAGAAAAGAUGUGUUUGGAGCUGAGAGAAUGCCUGUCUCAACAUGGCUUUUCGCCAUUUUCCACAGGCCGCGAGAGCACUUUGAAAGGCCAAAUUAUAGCUGCUAAGUCUGCAGACAACCCCAUCCGUAAGGUCAUUGACUCCCGGAUCCACACUUACCUUUUGGGGUUCCUGGAGUCAAGCACCAACAAGAGUGCCCCAGUCCUCCCUGGAGGUCUGGGACCCAUCAGCAAAGAAUUAGAAGAGAUUGGUGUUAAGCUAAGACGGUUGGUAACCUUCAACAAGCUUGUUUAUUCUCCAUUCUACCAAAAGAUCCUCCAAGAAGUUCUGGCACAAGGGGAAAGAGCAGAUGUUUAAAUGCCACACCUGAAAUAUGGCUUUCACGUUCUAUCUACUGUAGCUAAAUGCACGUAAAAGUGUUAAGAAAAUAGUUUAUUAACCCUUCAAAGCUCACAUGCUAGCACCUUUAACAAAGGGUUUAUGUCAUAGACUCCUCUCAUUGUGUUAUACAGUAUCAGGGAAUAUUUAUGAAUGUAUUAAGACAUGAGAUUUGCCUAAAUGUUAAAAUCCCCUUGUUAAGUUGUUGCAUUGAACUGCUUCCAAGUCCAACCAAUCUCAAAUGAAAGGAAAAAACACGCUUAUAUACACUCAUAUCAGAAUGCAAAACUACCAAAAAACUCAAGUGUGCCCAUAACAAAUCUGAGAUGACCAGACAUGGACUCAUGGCCAUGAAUUUGUAAUAUAUUCAUAUAUUGUUAUAUAUUAAAGGGAUAGUUCACCCAAAAAGGAAAAUUUUCUCACUCUCAUGUUGUUACAAAUCUGUAUAAAUUUCUUUGUUCUGAUGAACAGGAAGAAAGAUAUUUUGAAAAAUGUUUGUUAUCAAACCGAUCGUGAGCCCAAUUCACUCCCAAAGUAGAAAAUUUUGUCAUCAUUUACUCACUCUCAUGUAGUUACAAACUUGUAUAAAUUUCUUUGUUUUGAUGACCAGAAAGGAAGAUAUUUUGAGGAAUGUUUGAAACCAAACCGAUCAAAGCGAAUUGAUUUCCAUAGUAGGAAAAAUAAUACUAUGGAAGUGAGUGGGGCUUAUGAAUGGUUUGGUUUCAAACAUUCCUCAAAAUAUCUUCCUUUCUGGUCAUCAGAACAAAGAAAUUAAUACAAGUUUGCAACAAAAUGAGAGUGAGUAAAUGAUAACAGAAUUUUCAUUUUUGGGUGAACUAUCCCUUUAACAAGCUGAUAUGGCAAGGACUGCUGAUAGCUAGAACACUAUAUUGAAUUAUAAAAGAGGUGAACCUAACAAAUACUAUUAUUGUGUGUGUGAUUAAAUAUUUAAAUGGUUUAUUGAGUUUUACUAAAGAUUUACAUUCAACUUUUUUUAGUGGUUUUAGACAUUUCUGCCAUUUCUCAACCCUUGUAUUGAGGUUUCUGGCCCAUUUUGUUACACUUUGCUUUGAGGUGAGGGAAAAGAUUGGUGCCUUAGUUUGUGCAAUGCCACUUAAAAUAUGUGCACAUUAUUAAUUUUCCUAUUUAAGAAUUUGUUUUUAACCAUCUAAUUAUUCUCAUGUUGAACACUAAGCAUGGUCUUUUUAAAGGAUUUGUGAUGUUUCUGUCAAUGCUGAGCAUGUUUUACAACAGACACAUUUGUUUUACAAGCACUUCUCUUUGUUUUUAACUAAUGAUUUGUCUCUUAUUGAUGCAGUAUCACUAAUGGUUAUUUUAAAGGGAAUGCUAUUAAUAAAAAACAACUUGUGUGAAGAAAACAUUUAUUACUCUAUUUGACUGGUUUAAUUGAUACGUAAUUCGCUUGCCACAAACUUUUGAUUAUAAUGUUAAAUGUGUAUUUAUCAGAAGCAUCCACAUGAUCAUAAAAUUAUUUAUCUGUCAUCAUUGAAGAAUAAUUUUCUUUCCAUGUUUAUUGCAAAGGUAUUGUGUGCUACUUAUAAUAACCAUUGCAGCUUUUAAAUAAACAUGUCAGCUGUACUUGCCUGUUUUGCAUCCAACCGCUUGUAAGUUUACACCAUCCUACUGAAUGUGUCUUGUGUUUAAGAUUUUGUGUUGUGCAAAAUAUAUUGUAAUAUUCA
Molecule: messenger RNA, 3380 nt
Organism: Paramisgurnus dabryanus
Lineage: Eukaryota; Metazoa; Chordata; Actinopteri; Cypriniformes; Cobitidae
Source: RefSeq, a predicted model, not a curated record